CGAUUCAUCACCGCCACACGCUUCCAGUGCUUCUUCUAAGUUGGACUUGUAGGAGAACUGCAUAAAACUUUAAAGAAGGAACAACUGUUGUGUCUUUCUUCUAUAUGGCGGGUCUGGCGUCACUGAGUCUCAGGGCCGAGCGUCUAAGUACUGCCAUAUGUCGAUGGCUACCGUGACGGUGGGAUUCUAGAACGUCGAUGCUGAGAAUACGUACGCCUCGGUUUGGUUCCGCAUUCACCUUCCGCAUUCAUAGAUACGACUUUACUAACACCCCAGGAUCUUUUCCUACCUGUAUAUACCAUUUAACGGCAGGACAGGACACUAUCAAAAGCAAUCUGGUUUCAGCAGUGCUAUGGCGAGCAAGACUGCGACCAGCACGCCGAACAGAGUAGAAGUAAACCAGCGUGCACUGGUUGAUAAAUUGCUCUCUCGACAUGCCGAAGAGUUCACAGUGUUUCGAGAGCUAUUACAGAAUGCUGAUGACGCCAGAGCGAAGAAGGUCCUAAUAGAGUUUCAGACCAUCGACUAUUCUACAUCCGCGGAAGCAAAUGGCCAGGCAAAUAGAAUCAAUGACUCGGAGACGAUCCCGGACCUGAACACUACGAAGGCAUCUCGGCAGUUAUUCAAAUGGAUUGUUCGAAACAAUGGUGAUUACUUUGAAGAGAAGGACUGGGAACGGCUGACGAAAAUCGCGGAUGGAAAGCAUGACGAACAGAAAAUUGGAGCAUAUGGUGUUGGGUUCUAUAGUGUUUUCGGUGCCACCGACAGCCCGAUGGUCUUCUCUGGAGGCAAAUGUCUGUCAAUAUUUUUCAAGGGUGACCAGCUAUAUACAUUACAGGAUACUUGUGCUAUGAGCGAGUGGACCUCCAUCGAGAUGGACCUGAAGGAAGAUAUGCAAGUUCCCAUCCCGAAACCAUUCGACUUCGCCCGAUUUUUGGCAGCUGCAAUGACAUUCAUGUCGAGUGUGGAAAACGCUCAUGUUUUAUUCAACAACAAAGUCUUCGUGAAGAUCGCUAAGCCUAGACAGGUACCCACACCGAUUUGUGUUCCCAAAGACAUGUUGCCAAGGAGCAAGGGAGGCACGAUGAAUAUCGAGGCAGUUUCAGUAGUUACUCGAGAAAUUACCGUUGAACUCACAGACUGGGCACGCGCCUCCGGAACAAAAACCCAUAUCCACAUCUCUCUGGAUCCUGUGAAACGCAAAGACUUUUGGGAUGGCUCCAAUAGUGAAGCCCCUGAAGUCGCCAAAGUAGUAUCUCGAGCUUCGACCCAUGCCCGCCCGCCCUGGUGGACCCAUAGCGCCAGAUACACAGUAUAUUCGGCUCAAGUAACGACUAGUCCUAGCGAGGGCCUUCAAAGGGGCCUAAGAGCAAUGACAAAGGGAGAUCCUCCUUUCCACUUCAAUUUUGAGUUGGUCUACUUCUCCAAGGAGGAGCAGGAUGCAAGAGCAGCAGAGGAGAAGAGCGAUCCUGACAUGGGAAGCGUAUUCAGGGGACCGCAAGGUCUAUUUCCUCAGCUAGAUGGGGAAUACAUGUCCCGGAUCUUCAUCGGUCAAAGUACAGCGCAAACGACUGGUAUUGGUGGGCACAUGUCUGGCCUAUUCAUUCCCACUGUGGAACGAGGAUCCAUUGAUCUAACAAACGGCCAUGUCGCAAGUGGGUUCCUUGCAAGGCUUGUGUAUGAACAGGAGAUUCGCAAGGUCCGGGAUGAUUGGCCUGCAGUCGACGGUAUUAUUGUCCCGACGGCUCACGCUUCGGCGCUAUCCUCAAAAGCCAAGGCCUCAUAUGCCAUGCGUUACUUCACGUUCCAACCAUCCACUCCGGAUGCCCCAGUCUCGAAAAUCUUGCAAGAUGCGUUUUUCGACUGUUUCGACUAUUCCCUCAACGAACAUUUCCCCGUCUUGACAAAUUCUGGUAUUCGCUACACUAAGGAAGUUCGGAACUCUCACGUUGAUUUUGUCUCCUUCAUGAAAUUGGUCCGGGAGUACACGUUUCAAGACGUGCUGGGCGAAUUGGGUGCAAGGACCUUGAAAGAGGAAGAGAUGGUUGGUUGUCUGCGGUGGUGGGUCAACUUCACAAGUCAGCUUGAAGACGAAGACAAGGAAACUACUCUCACAUUCCUGUCCCGCCUGACAGGGCAGGCCAAGUCGGAAAUCAGGAAUUCCACGCGUGUUGUGGAACUUCGCAACAUCAGCAAGUUUAUUGAUUCCAACGUUUGGCUCCCUUGGCUCCAGUCGGACGAUGCUCUUCCUCCAGACACCAUCCCGUUUUCGUUUACGAGGACUCUUGACCGACGAAACUUUUCCUCGUCACUUCUGUGGCAGCCAAUGACCGUUGUGGACUGGCUGAGUCACUUGAUAAGCCCUCAGAUCGACGCGGCCCAUGACAUCCGCAAAAGCGCUACGUACUCUAACCGUAUCCUGGGGAUUCUGGGCAAAAUUUGGCCCGUGUUGUCCAGUGAAAUGAAAUCCCAGGCAAAGGAUCUCAUGCAGGAUGUCCCAUGGAUUGCAACAAAUCUAGGAUUCCAGCGACCUGGUGGAGCGUAUUUCCCAGAACCAGACGUCUUUCAUGAUUUGCCUGUUGUCUCUGUCAACCUGAUGGAUCCGCAAGUUCUCACUGUACUCGGCGAGUUCGGGGUCAAACGGCAUCUUUGA
Messenger RNA from Suillus clintonianus, 2653 nucleotides. RefSeq lists its product as uncharacterized. NCBI's taxonomy places the organism in Eukaryota, Fungi, Basidiomycota, Agaricomycetes, Boletales, Suillaceae. Bases 353 to 2653 code for a protein of 766 amino acids. The transcript has 16 exons. The record is from RefSeq and is a predicted model, not a curated record.